Molecule: messenger RNA, 1968 nt
Organism: Puccinia triticina
Lineage: Eukaryota; Fungi; Basidiomycota; Pucciniomycetes; Pucciniales; Pucciniaceae
Exons: 6
Coding region: 1-1968 (655 amino acids)
Source: RefSeq, a predicted model, not a curated record
AUGUCAAUGUAUAACCUUAUCAGCACCCGCCGUUCAUCGUCAAUAGAAAUCGACAUCACUUCUUCAGAAGCAAAGCAUCAACCGAUGGAUAUGAUGUCGACUUUGUCCGUGGAUGGUGGCAGCCUGUGUAUGACUGUUGUCAUUCAGCCAUCUAGGAAGCAAUCACUCCGCUUGUCUUUCCCUGGAAACUAUCCGAUUGAAGAGUUCAAUGGACACCAUCGAUUUGAAAGCGAAGAUUCGGUGGCCUCGCAGCGAUACACGCUCUAUAGCCAGGAAUCAUUAGGAGCCAUUUCAGAUAUCAGCAAUGACCACACGGAGGGUGAAAGCUCAGUAGGCACGAGCACCCAGUUUGAUCCUCGACUCGGGUCAAGUAUCACCCUUGCCAACUGCUAUCGAGAGCCAAGGGGUCUCCCCUCGAGCUGCAACAUGAGUGUUCAAAACUCGGCAGAAUCGGCUAUUGAUCCACUUCUCAGCCCCAGGACGGUCAUUGCUCCGACCCAUCUUUCUGCCCAAGAAUGGAGAACUAUUCCAUCGGCAUUAGAGAUCAGUUCAGCCAGCCACAGUUUUUCUCCGCUUCCGACCCCUGUUGUUCCCAAUAACCAAAUUAUUGUCCGCAAGGGUGGUAAAAGCUGUGAAGUUGUUCCAUCCACGCAUCUCGGGCUACGCCCUUCGCACCCAAUCGCCAAAAAAAUGAGCCCAAAGUCUCCUUCUUCGCCAGAUAUCAUUGACCUUUUCCCAUCGCCCCCGACUUGCCGAGCCUUGGCCCGUUUUCCAAUUAAGCAACCUUCGGAUCGACUGUGCCAAGACGCCGAAGAUGAUUGUUUUGCCGAUUGGUUACAACAAAUUCAAGAUCGCUUCGUUUCUCGACAGUCUGAACUAAGCAAAAAGGAGGCCAUCCUGGAAUUCAAGCAUUCGAUACUUAUGACUUACAAUACCACAACCCUUAACCAAGAGCUUCCUGUCGGUGUGGAUCCACGUUCGAAGAGAAUUGCAUCAUUUGAUUUCGACACUUAUCACGGAUUGACCAACGAUGCGUGGAAAUCGGAAAUAUAUCCACAAAGGAUGCAGAUGAUACCCGAAACACGCUUUCAGAUUUCAACAGUCGAAGGGGCAUCAAUUGAUUUGUGCCAGGAACCGGUGCUUUCUGAAGAGAAAGCUUUAAUGACAAUUACCAAGUUAGAAGAAGCUCAAAGGUGUUUAGUCAAAGAUGGACAAGGCAAGAAGAUCCUUUUCAAGGAUGUCAUUCGUCAUCGUCAAACUCUAGUCAUCUUCCUCAGGUUUUUCUGGUGUGCCAAAUGCCAAGAAUAUGUCCAAAGUAUCUCAAAUUAUUUCGCGCCAGGUACGGCAGCACGAAAGCAACUUGAUGAUACCAACUCGACUGUGGUAUUCAUAGGUACUGGGAGCUGGAAGAUGAUUUCAAGUUAUCGGGCUAUGUUGGGUUGUUCCUUCGAAUUUUACACCGAUACGACAACAACAAGUAGACUAUUCAGAAAAAUGGGGCUUCAUCGUAUCUUACUCGGAGGCUCAAGCGACCCCUCAACGUUACACAAAACAUUGAACAUUUGGCAAACGAUGAAAGCCUCCGCAAAGAGUAUCCCGAAGCUUCCUCUACAACAUCCCGGAUCGUUUACUCAACUUGGCGGGGAGUUUUGCUUCCAAAAUUUAGCGCCUGAUUACCCGUCACAAACAAUACCGAAGAAUAAUUCAUCAUCGAAAUGCCUUGUUACCAAAUUCGGGUUGAAAUCGCCUCGGAUUAAUCGAGACAAUCUAUUGGUUGCUCCCAGGAUGGAUAAUGUAUCUUCGGACCCCUUUAGAAGAUCGUUCAUGAACAAGCAGGCUGAAACAAAUGUGCACCUAAAUUCACUAUCGACAGUGAGGUGUAUAUAUGUGAAUCGGAUGAAGUCGUCAGCAAGUCAUGGAAAUUUUCACCAGUUGUUCAAAGCAGUAGGCGUGGAGUUUCCCGAAUGA